Messenger RNA from Candidozyma duobushaemuli, 600 nucleotides. RefSeq names its product cofilin (gene COF1). Gene Ontology annotation, cellular component: cytoplasm; actin cortical patch; actin cytoskeleton. The record is from RefSeq and is a predicted model, not a curated record. The coding region runs from base 1 to 600 and encodes 199 amino acids. Gene Ontology annotation, biological process: actin filament depolymerization; cell motility; actin filament severing. The transcript has 2 exons. Lineage: Eukaryota; Fungi; Ascomycota; Pichiomycetes; Serinales; Metschnikowiaceae. Gene Ontology annotation, molecular function: actin filament binding.
AUGGUCGGAUUCUUCGAUCCAGGCAAGAUUGGCCAAACUGGUCACCAGUCUUACUAUCAAAGCCCUUACUCAAAGAGUGCCCCCUUGACUUGGAUCAAACUGAUCGCUGAAUCCCGCUUCUCAAAAACACCAUCCAAACACGUCUUCACAUUUUUCACUGUGAUCAUCAAAGCCACUCACUGUGUUGCCGUUGCUGACGAAUCUUUGCAGGCCUUCAACGACUUGAAGUUGGGCAAGAAGCACAAGUUCAUCAUCUACAAGUUGAACGACUCUAAGACCGAGAUUGUUGUCGAGGAGACCUCUACCGAGUCUGACUACGACGCUUUCUUGGAGAAGUUGCCUGAGAACGACUGCAAGUACGCCAUCUACGACUUUGAGUACGAGAUCGGUGGAGGUGAAGGUAAGAGAAACAAGAUUGUUUUCAUCACCUGGUCUCCAGACACCGCUCCCAUCAGAUCCAAGAUGGUGUACGCCUCUUCCAAGGACGCUUUGAGAAGAGCCUUGAACGGUAUCUCUACCGACAUCCAGGGUACUGACUUCUCUGAGGUUGCCUACGAGACCAUUUUGGAGAAGGUCUCCAGAGCCGCCGGCUCCCACUAA